CAUAAAAUGAAGAUAACCAUAGCACCAAAUCUCCCCAGGUUUUUGUUAGGAUAAAAUAAGAUACUUUAAAAUGCACUUUGCAAGCAUUAAAGCACCGCAUAAACGUUAGCUAUCAUUAUAAUAUGGUCAAUACGAUAUAAUUUAAUAUAUCCUAAGACGAUAACAUAGGAUGCUCUUUUAUAGUUUAUACAACCUGAUAUAAUAUAACGUCGCAGAAGAGUUGCGGGUGUACUUUAGAAGGAUAAGGUUUCCCACCGGGAGUACCCCGUAUCGAUUAAGUUACAGGUGCAGCUCCCAACCCCACAGUCUUAGGUUAUAGAUUUACAGAAUACUGAAAUAAAAUACUAGCAAGGAGUUUAUUAUAAAUAUCCUAAAUAGGCGAGACCGACGUUACAAAUGUAUCUCUAUAUGUACGGAUCCCGAAUACUGCCAAUUCUAGCUUUAUAUAGCCCUUUAAGGAACGCAAAGCGCUAUACUUUUAUCAUUUUCUACUCCUCUGUAUCAUUUUGUUACAUUGCGUCUCAUUUUACAGCUCGUUUUGUUACAAUACGUUACAUUUUGACUAUAUUAUACAUUGGUCUUUGCGUAUACAGAUACAGAUUUAUAUUUAGAAUACAGAUGCAACAUUAUAAAACAACUAUCUUUUAAGCAGACGCGACUUCUAUAGAAGACCGCGAGAUCUUUAUUUGUCAGCAAGGUUGUACCAUAAAUCUUGUGGAGCCAUCCCCCUGUUACCGACCCUGCGGGCGGGCCCGGGGGGAGAGCUGUUGGGAGAUUGCUUUCACAUUGCAAGCUCAAGUAGUUGCUUUUUUAAGGAGCGGAAGAUAAUGGAGACAAUUAGGCAGGUCCCCCUGUGUUCUGUCAAAGUGACUGGCGCGUUCGAGGGCCCUCCCUGUCAGCCGGUCCAAGGCCCCUUCCUGCUCGGCCCUUAUCCCGGGCGGGCGCCGGAGAGGGAGCGAGCUCUGCCCACCCCCCUCCCCCGGCCCCCUGGGCCCCCGCGAUGCCGCAGGGUUGCUGCUGCGCCAGCCGGACUCCUGGAUCGCGACCCGCUUAGUUUGACUUCGGCCGCCAUUCCCCGGGCAGGGAGAGGGCUGGAAGAACAAUUCGUGGAGAAGACUUCCUGCGCGCAGCCCCUCGGCGACCUCCCGGGCCUCGGCGACUCCCACGGCGACUUCGGCGGCAGCCUGGGAGGGGGCGGCGGCUGCAGCCCGUCCUCCCUGUGCACCGAGCCCCUCAUCCCCACCACUCCCAUCGUCCCCAGCGAGGAGAUGGCCAAGAUCGCUUGCAGUCUGGAGACCAAGGAGCUCUGGGAUAAAUUCCACGAGCUGGGCACCGAGAUGAUCAUCACCAAGUCGGGCAGGCGGAUGUUCCCCACUAUUCGGGUCUCGUUUUCCGGGGUGGACCCCGAAGCCAAGUACAUCGUUCUGAUGGACAUCGUGCCGGUGGACAACAAGAGAUACAGAUACGCCUACCACCGCUCGUCCUGGCUGGUGGCCGGCAAGGCCGACCCUCCCCUUCCGGCAAGGUUGUACGUGCACCCAGAUUCUCCUUUCACUGGAGAGCAGCUGCUGAAACAGAUGGUGUCUUUUGAAAAAGUGAAACUCACAAAUAAUGAACUGGAUCAACAUGGCCAUAUAAUUCUGAACUCUAUGCACAAAUACCAGCCCAGAGUUCACAUCAUUAAGAAGAAGGACCACACUGCCUCCCUGCUCAAUCUGAAGUCUGAAGAAUUCAGGACAUUUAUUUUCCCUGAGACUGUGUUCACAGCUGUCACUGCCUACCAGAAUCAGCUGAUAACCAAGCUGAAAAUCGACAGCAAUCCAUUUGCCAAAGGUUUCCGAGAUUCCUCCAGGCUCACUGAUAUCGAAAGGGAAAGUGUUGAGAGUCUGAUUCAGAAGCAUUCCUAUGCCCGCUCACCUAUCCGUACCUAUGGGGGAGAAGAGGAUGUCCUGGGAGAUGAGAGCCAGACAGCACAAAACAGAGGAUCAGCUUUUACUGCAUCUGACAAUUUGUCGCUCAGCUCCUGGGUAUCUUCUUCAUCCAGUUUCCCCGGAUUCCAGCACCCCCAGUCUCUGACUGCCCUGGGAACCAGCACCGCCUCCAUUGCCACGUCCAUUCCUCACCCCAUCCAGGGAUCUCUGCCCCCCUACAGCCGCCUAGGGAUGCCUCUUGCGCCCUCUGCCAUCGCUACCUCCAUGCCGGGGAGUGGGCCCACGUUCCCUUCCUUCCACAUGCCCAGAUACCACCACUAUUUCCAACAGGGGCCUUAUGCUGCCAUCCAGGGACUGCGCCACUCCUCCACAGUGAUGACACCAUUUGUAUGACUGACCCACGCAGAGGGCAACCUGGAUGUAGAAUAGGCAACCUUGGUAUGAAGAUACGGGUGGGGAUGUGGCGUUGGUUGGGAGACUCUCCAGGAGGCAUGGAACCAUUCAAGAGGAGAGAUGGACCCGUGAUCACAUCAACUGCUAACACGAUGCAUUCACUAGGGGCCAGCGGUCAUGUGUAGAAGGGCUAAUUUUGACUUAGUGGAAUGCCCGUCUGGAACAUUCAGAGAGAGUUUAGUGCAUCACAUAUCAGCAGUGUAUAAAACGCUCUGUGGAUGCAGUCAUGGACAAAUCCAAUGUGGAUAAGAUUUCUUUCUGUUUUUUCACUGAUUUGAAGAAUUUCACAAGAGGCAAUACAAUAGGUUAUAAUCAUACAAUACCAUCUCUCCCUGUAAAUAACAGGAGUCAUUAAUGAAAUAUUUGUAAUGUGGUAGCUUGAGCAUGUUUAGUUUACCUUAGCAUUAGUUUGCUGAGAAAGGAACCCCGAGAAGAAGGGUGUCUUUUUUGGUUCAUGACUAGGCAGUAGUUGCUUCCCAGCAUCCUUCUGUAAUACAGAUAGGCCAGAACCUCCCAUCCACCUUGACUUGUUUUACCCUCCCUCUGUCCUCCCUCCCCCUAUUCUUCCUCUUCUCUCUCAAACUCUUACAUUUUGUUUGUAUAGGAAACUGCUUCUCUAAAUCUUCAAGUAAGAGACUGUAGAUAUCUCACUCUGAAACAGAAUGUUUAUUUUCAGAAGUGGUGUUCUUUAAAAAAAAAAAGAAAUCCUGCAUAUAGAUUCAUCAGUGAGCACUUUAAAACACGCAGUCUCAAGCAGCAUUGGAAUAUUUAUUUCAUUUGUCAUUAUAGACUUUGAACCUGAUCUGAAAGCAUGGCCCUGCCACUGAUGCCUGAGUUUGAAGGUCACACUGGGCAAAAUUCUCAUCUCCCAAAGGUCAGCUCCUGUAUCAUGAAGAUGUUGCCAAUUCCAAGGUCAGCUAGCACCUACUAAUGAUUGACAUGCUCCCUUGGGUGAGAUGUCCAGAUACUGAAUUUAGUCAUGAUUUAAUAUGAAGGAAGGAAGGAAGGAUGAAAGAAAGGAAGGAAGGAAGAAAGAAAGGAAGAAAGGAAGGAAGGAAAAAAGGAAGGAAAGAAGGAAGGAAGGAAGAAAGAAAGAAAGAAAGAAGAAUGUACUAUAGGUUAUAGGAUGCACUGGAAUGCACUAUAGGUUUCUAAAAAUCUUGAUAUCUUUAUUUGAAUGUGUGCUCAAGGUUCAUUUUGGUCUUUCUUUCCCUCCUCUUUAUUUUCUCUUACUUGGGAAACUAGAGAAGUCAACAAAUGGAUUAUUCUCAUCUGGAAGCGUAAUAUCCAAAUAAUCAAGAAAGUAAGAGGCAAAUCAAGGAAUUCAUCUUUGCUACCUGUACCUUCACAUAGUUUAAGGAUAGGGGCCUAAGCCAUGAUUUCAUUGGUAUGGGGAAUUUCCUUACCUGGAAGUAAAGAAAUCUAUUCCUUAAGUAACAUGCUCAGGGUCAUCCUUGUCCAGCAGGUAUGUAUCUGAAGUGACAGGUGGUCUCCUUGGAUCCAUGGAUGGUUCUUUGUCCACAACUUGAUGCUUUCUCUCAUGGGUUCUUGUGGUGUGUAUAUAACUAUUGCAGCAGGCUUACCAAUCUAAUAAUCCUGAGUAACUUGUAGCUGAACAUCCAUUCUUAAUGAUACUGCCUUUGUGGAUAUCUUGGGCUGCAGAGGCAGGACAAAUAUGAUAAUUAAUGUCUGCAUUCAUUAAAACAUCCAAGCAUCUUCUAUGGUUAUUGUUUUAGGGGGUGGAUGGGUUAUGCGAUAUUAUUCUGCUGCAUUCUUGCAUGCAAAUGAAUUGCGUAAUCUAUGUGACAAAUCUUAUAUCCAAUGUGGCAGCACAUUUCUAGGGUGGUGCGAUAUAUUCAUUGCCUCAGUGCCCAUGGUUUCAUCAGCUUAAUGGUUUCCACAUUUAAAUGCCUCCUUGGGGCUCCCCCAGUCUAUAAGAAUGGAUAAUAAGAUCACAGAUUUUAUAUUAAAGGAACGUUAGAGGUUAUCUAGCUCCGCUCCCUCACUCUACAGUUGAGGUUUGGAGAACUGCAGUGAUUUAUACAACAUAUAUUUAUUAUAUAUAUUUAUACAGCCUGAGUGUGCCUCAGGCAAAUUCCGAGCUAAGUUUUCCAGACUUAAAGACCAGCUCUGAAUCCCUGGUGCCAUGCUGUAUAACCCGCUGUCAUAAUACUAAGACCAUGGUGAAAUUUUGCACGUGAAUUUCUCUGAUGUGUUCCACAGAUUAGUUAUUGAGAAACAUCUAUUGUUCAGACACACCAUUUGAGAAGCUUCUGCCCUUAUUUCUAUGCUUAGGUCCCUGGACAAUUUUAAAUUACUUUUAAACAAGACAUACUUUACAAAACAUCAAAUCAUUUUUGAAAGCAUUUGUGUUUAGCAUAUAAAGUAAAUCCCCAUCAAUUAUGGAUGAAUGGGUUAAUAUGUCAUAAUUCUGUCUAUUUUCAGAGUCUCUUUAAUAUUGCUAAAAGUAAAAAUGACCCAAAAUAAAAUUCCCCUUUCACUAAUAGUCUCUAGGUUGACCAGCUCUUGAGUUCAUUGUAUAGAAUGUCCAUACACAAACUUUCUCUUUGGAGAGACUUGGCAAAUUAUCUUAGUUCUAUUUUGGUGCUUCCCAGAUCAAUGUAUCACUGAUAGGUUUGUAUGUUUUUGUUAAAUGUCCCAAUUCACAGAAAUUGUUAUGAACUUCGUGUCUUCAAUUUUUGAUCAUGAAAUCAUUAGUUUAGAUCAAAAAACCAACAGGCCAGAAACCAAUUGAUCAAAGCCUGUUGUUUGGAAACAUAAGGUCUUUAAUUUGUCUUUUCAAAAGCUUUAUAAUACUAUUUAAACAGGGAGAAGGGAAACAUGAGAUUGGGAGCCAUCUUGCCAGCAGCCUUCCUUUCCUGGAAAACUGGCUGUCAUAUAGAAAUCCUUUUCCUUUAGGGAUUCCAAAAGAUUUUCUCAAUACUCUGGGAAUUUAUAACUUAAAAUUUCUAUGCCCUAUAGGCAUAGAAAAUAUUGUCAAAGUUACUACUUUAAAAUAAGAGGAAUGGCAGUAUGAAUAUAUAUAAAAAAGAAAAUAGUCUAAAUUCUAUAUAAUUGAAAUUUUAAAAUGCAGUUCUUUUCAAAAUAUAGAAAUUUGCACUUAGUGGGCACUUACUAUAUUUUCAUCAGACUUCUGCGUUGAAAUACAUAUUGUAACAGUUACUAGCUAAUUUGUGUCCAAUGGUAAUUCAUAUUUAAUGCUCUUCUCACAAAGACUCAGAGAUAAUGCAAAUAUUGUAUCCCCUUUCACAGAAGGGGAUUUAGAUUUAGAGAGGGCAAGUGACUCAUGAUUUGUCCAGGGUCAUGCAGCUAAUAAUAGAAAUAGCUCAUGUUUGUUUAAAGGUUUACAGAGAAUUUUUAUAUAUACCAUCUCAUUGAAGUGUCAGCCCCAUGAGAGAGGCUCAAGAAAGAAAUAGUUCUAGCACCAUUGUACUUAUGAGGAGACUGAAGCUCAGCUGUAUUGCCAUUGGUCAUGCUAGAGGUGGGACUCUUAACCAUAUCUUCUAAUCUCAAAGUCAGUGCUGUGAUCCUCUCACUUACUCCUCACCCCCUACAAUAAUAAUCUAAUAGAUUUGUGAGAUAGACUCUAAUGAUUAAGUGAAAAUAGAUAUAAUCAUCAUUUUUUUUUGCUGGCCUGCUGAUUCUAAAAAAUAGUUGCCUAUAAUAUUUUUUCAAGUAGUUUUGAAUACUCCUUUCUCAUAUUGUUUAUCUUAUUUGUUUGCUUGGCAAACUUUUCUCCCAGAGCCAGCACAAGGCGAACUUCAGACAAAUUCUAAAUUAGAAAGAUACAAAUGAAUCUAUCUUUAUUGCUGAGGACUUUAACCCUCUUUUAGUUUUAGUUUUUGCUUAAAGAUGAGAGAGAGACAGAAAGAGACAGAGAAAGAGAGAGACAGAGAGUCAGAGUUAGAGUUAGUUCAGUAAAUGAUUCAGGUUGACAGCUCCCAGGUAUUGUUAUUUGGAAAUCUUCCAGCUCUCACUCUGACAUGGCAAGCUUACUGGACCCUGAACAGGGGAGUGAAAGAGAAGGAUUUGGAUACCUGGGUGACUUGCCAGCCUAGUAGGAGGUCAUUGGAGAGGAAGUUUGAAAAACGUCCAUGAGAUCAAUUGUGGUCCUGAAGUGACUACAUAAAUGGUUGUAUCAUAGGUUAUAAGGCCUUCUGGGGAGGUCUCGGUAGCUUCCUUCUCAAUCCUGCUGACAUGGGGCCCAGAUGACAGAGAUAUCAGAGUUCCUUCCUAGAGAUCAAAUAUAGCCAUGCUAUUCACUUAGCCAUUAUUCUAGGUAUCGGGGUAUUUAACUCACAGGCUUAACCCGUGGAAUUGUUUCAGAUAUCACCAUAAGUGUAAUUGCCUGGAGAAAAAUCAACCACCAAUAGAUAUUUUCCUCCUUUUCUUUUGAAAAACAAAGAUUUUGUGUAUACUUGAGUAAGGUACCAAAAAAAAAAAAAAAAGGCCAAGAAAAUUGAAGGAGAGAAAAUCCUUUAGCAAUAUGGCGGAUGUAGAAAAUUUUAGUCAUCGGAACAAGUCCUUCCUACUAUCCCACAUUACUUAGAAAAUAGCUCUAUGUCUUUUUUCAGCAUGCUCAAAGUCUAAAACUUCCUGUAUAUUUACUUGGUAGGUAAAUAAACCAUGAUAAUUUUUGUGUCUUUCUGCUCCACCCCUCCACUCCCCUCCAUCCAGUACCCCUUCCUUUGAAAGAUGUUGCUAUUAUCUAAAAGGAUGGUUGCCAAGUCAACACACACACACACACACUUUUUUUUUUUUUGGUGAUGUAACUUUGAAUUCUAUCUAGUUUCUGGACAAGAAAUACACUUGGUUGUAUUUCACCUCUGGCACACUUGAAUAAUAAAGUAGCUUUCUUCUGACUCUCAGAAAUCUAAAGAAGAUUUAUUUUCACAGAAAGGUAAAAACUGGAUGCUGCCCAUUCAAGAGAAUGUAUACCCCCCUUCUGCUGUUUGCUGUGUUCAUUUGUCAUUUAAUUAAUUGUGUGAGAACUGUCACCUUGUAAUGAAGUGUGUGUAUGGGGGGUAGGGCAUGGGAAAUGUUUUAUGAAAAAAAUAAAUUAUAAGCAUAACACUAUGACGUAACAUUUAAGGAGUUUCUUUUUAAGUGCAAUAUAUUUAUUUCUGCUAGAAAUGUAAUAUCAAUAGUAUGUAAUAUUUGAAGCAUUAAAUGUUAUUUGUAAACAGCUUAAAAUUAUAUUUCACCCCCAAAUUGUACAGAUGUGCAAAUGUGUGGAUAUCAAUUUCUUUCAUUAAAACAUGGUGUGUUUUUGAUA
Molecule: messenger RNA, 7680 nt
Organism: Sarcophilus harrisii (Tasmanian devil)
Lineage: Eukaryota; Metazoa; Chordata; Mammalia; Dasyuromorphia; Dasyuridae
Gene: TBX20
Product: T-box transcription factor 20
Exons: 8
Coding region: 828-2324 (498 amino acids)
Biological process (GO): vasculogenesis; cell fate specification; heart looping
Cellular component (GO): nucleus
Molecular function (GO): DNA-binding transcription factor activity, RNA polymerase II-specific; RNA polymerase II cis-regulatory region sequence-specific DNA binding
Source: RefSeq, a predicted model, not a curated record